Molecule: messenger RNA, 1449 nt
Organism: Strongyloides ratti
Lineage: Eukaryota; Metazoa; Nematoda; Chromadorea; Rhabditida; Strongyloididae
Product: Nicotinic acetylcholine receptor family and Neurotransmitter-gated ion-channel transmembrane domain and Neurotransmitter-gated ion-channel family and Neurotransmitter-gated ion-channel ligand-binding domain and Nicotinic acetylcholine-gated receptor, transmembrane domain-containing protein
Exons: 4
Coding region: 1-1449 (482 amino acids)
Biological process (GO): signal transduction; chemical synaptic transmission; nervous system process
Cellular component (GO): postsynaptic membrane; synapse; neuron projection
Molecular function (GO): transmembrane signaling receptor activity; acetylcholine-gated monoatomic cation-selective channel activity
Source: RefSeq, a predicted model, not a curated record
AUGUUCCUAAAUAGUAUAAUUUAUUUUGGUAUUUUUUUACAAAUUGUUUCUGUUUAUUCUUCACCCGAUGAAGCAAGACUUCAUCGAGAUAUUAUGAAUGGAUAUGUGGUGGAGGAGAGACCUGUAAUAGAUCCAGCAUCUCCUGUCAAAGUUAGAAUAACUGUUAUCUUACAACAAAUAAUUGAUUUAAAUGAAAGAGAGGAAACAUUAACUGUUAAUGCUUGGUUAAAUUUCCUCUGGCAGGAUAUUAAUCUUCGUUGGGAUCCAUUACAAUACGGUGGUGUUCAGGAUCUUAGACAUCCAUAUGGUACAAUAUGGCAUCCUGAUAUCAUACUAUAUAAUUCUGUUGACUCUUCUAUUGAUUCAACUUUUAAAGUUAAUCUUAUUUCAUAUUAUGAUGGUAAUAUAACAUGGAUACCACCUGGAAUAUUUAAAAUUUCAUGUAAAUUUAAUAUUUAUUGGUAUCCUUUUGAUGAACAGAUAUGUUUUUUUAAAUUUGGAUCAUGGAGUUUUCAUGGUGCACAACUUGAUCUUAUUGAGGGUGAUUUUGAUUUAUCUGAAUAUAUGUUAAAUGGUGAAUGGAUUAUUAUUAAAAGUUGGGUUAAAAAAACUGUUAAACAAUAUGAUUGUUGUGAAGAAAAAUAUCCAGAUCUUCAAUUUUUUAUACAUCUUAGAAGAAGAACAUUAUAUUAUGCUUUUAAUCUUCUAAUGCCAUGUGCAUUAGUUAUGCUUCUUGUUAUGUUAGGAUUUACUUUAUCACCAAAUACCUGUGAAAAAGUUGGUCUACAAAUAUCAGCAUCUUUAGCUGUAACUAUUUUUUUAACAAUGCUUUCUGAAGUAACACCACAAACAUCUGAAGCUGUACCAUUAUUAGGUGUCUUUUUUGAAACAUGUUUAAUUAUAUGUAUUUUUGCUACCUCAUUUACUGUUUAUGUACAAUCAUUACAUUUUCGUAAUCAAGAUUCACACAAAAGAAUGGGUUUUUGGAUGAGAUAUAUUCUUUUAGAAUGGAUGCCUUAUUUACUUUUUAUUAAACAUCCACGAAGAGAAAAUAAUAUAAAAACAUUGAAAAAAACAUGGGCAGAAAGAAAGAAAUAUGAAACUGAUAUAAGAACAGCAUUUGUAUAUAAUGAUGAUACAUGUCGAGUGAUGACAACAUUAGGGACAGUAUUAGAAGAAAAUUUUGAUCAUGUAAUAAUGAAUAUCAAACAAAUUUCAAAUGAAGAAGAUCAACAAUUGGUACAUCAAUUAAAAACAUUAGAUCAUAUAUAUAAACAUGUAAAGAUCAUUCGUCAAAAUAAUGAUGAUGAAGUAGAAGGAUCGAGGAUACGUUAUGAAUGGCAGUUUGCAGCAAUGAUUGUGGAUAGAUUAGGUUUAAUCAUUUGCACAAUCGUCACUUUAGGAACAACUUUAACAAUACUCCUACGGGCACCUUAUCUUUUUGCUUAA